Molecule: messenger RNA, 2454 nt
Organism: Salvia splendens (bonfire salvia)
Lineage: Eukaryota; Viridiplantae; Streptophyta; Magnoliopsida; Lamiales; Lamiaceae
Product: exocyst complex component EXO70B1
Exons: 2
Coding region: 189-2204 (671 amino acids)
Biological process (GO): exocytosis
Cellular component (GO): exocyst
Molecular function (GO): phosphatidylinositol-4,5-bisphosphate binding
Source: RefSeq, a predicted model, not a curated record
CGACCAUUUCCGUUUUUUUCAAACUUUCCCAAACACCCAAAAACAAAUUUCGAAAAAAACAUACAAAAAUAUUGGAAAAAACUGGUUGAUGAAUGAAUUUCCUUUCGCCCAAUUCAGAUUGGCACCAUUCCUUCAUGCCGAUCUCCAUUGAAACUUGCCAAAUCUGACAAACCUUUCCAAUUCACGCCAUGGAUCCCGAGAAUGACAAACCCGAAUCCUUAGAUAACGCUAUACCUGAAAACAACGACGAAGGCGAUGAAGCCAAAGCCGAGAAGGCUGACGAAGUCGCAGAAACAAAGACCACAGACGAAGAAACACCGGCCGAAAUAAAGAAGGAUGAGGGAGCCGAGACGGAUAUUGCAGCUGAAUCAGAGGCUAAAGAAGGAGGCGGAGACGAGGAUCCGGCCCCGCCUCCUUCCGCUCUCAACAUCGACAAGCUCUCUCAAGAAGUCGACAAUUACCUCUCCACGCUGUCUACCCUAAAAUCAGACGGCGACGAAUCAUCCAUCCCACAAGAUGUGCCCAAUUUCGUGAAGCAGUUCUCUCUCAUGGUGGAGGCCAGGAUCGCCGACUACGACUCCGGCCAGACCGCCGUCAAGUGGAGCUCUCUGUGUGCGGAGGAGUCGGCCUCGUUUCUCGAGGCCAUCACGCGCCUCUCCUCCCUCUCCACCGCCCUCUUGGCCUUCUCCGCCCACCCCAACUUCGCCCGCUCCAUCAACCGCAUCGGCGCCGUGCUCGAGCGCGCCAUCUCCUACGUCGAGGAGGAGUUUAAGGACCUCUUAGAUGAUUACAGGUUCCAAGAUCCCAAUCCUAACACUGCCACCAACGAAGACGAGAACGCCAAGACUGAAGAAGAGGAAAACACGGCCCCGCCCGAGGAAAACGAGCCGCCUCCGAAGGAGGAUAAUCACUUCCCCGGAUACGAAGACGAGGUUCUCUCCAACUUGAUCAGGCUAUCGAAGAUGAUGAUCGCCAUAGGCUACGAGACGGAGUGCUGCGAGGCCUACACGGUGGCUCGCCGGACCGCGCUCGAGGAAAGCGUCCACAAGCUAGGAUUCGAGAAGCACAGCAUCGACGAUGUCCAGAAGAUGCAAUGGGAGAAUCUAGAGAGAGAAAUCGCUUCCUGGGUCUCGAUAUUCAAGCAGUGCCCCACGCUCUUGGCCAGCGAGCGUAACCUGGCCAGGGAGGUCUUCCCUGCCAGCACGUCAGACCGCGUCCUCUGCAGCCUGGCGCAGGGCUUGAGCGCGACAAUACUCAACUUUGCAGUUGCUGUCGCGCUCACCAAGAUUGCCUCAGAGAAGCUCUUCAAGUUUUUAGACACGUAUGAAGCCCUCAGGGACGUCCUCCCCACCCUCCACGGCCUCUUCCCAGAGCAGGAGGAGUCCUUGCUCCAGGAGUUGCAGGCCGAGGGUGGUUUUAUAAAAACCCGCCUGGGCGAGGCCAUCGUCUCCAUAUUCUCAGAGCUGGAGACCUCCAUCAGGACAGACGCGGGGAAAACCCCUGUCCCGGGUGGGGCCAUCCAUCCUCUGACGCGCUACAUCAUGAACUACCUCAACUAUGCAUGCGAGUACAAGGAAAGCAUUGAGCACAUCUUCAAAGAGCACCACAAGAAUGAUGGGGCGGAGUCAUCAGGAUCCGGGUCCCCAUUCCAGGGGCAGGUGACGAAAAUGAUGGAGCUGCUGGAUGAGAAUAUGGAGGCAAAGUCGAAGCUGUACAAGGACCACGCUCUGGGAGCGAUCUUCCUGAUGAACAACGGGAGAUACGUGUUGCAGAAGGUAAGAGGGUCAAAUGAAAUAAGUAGCCUAACCGGUGACGCGUGGUGCAGAAAGAAGUCAACGGAUCUGAGGCAGUACCACAAGGUGUAUCAGAGGGAGACGUGGGGGAAGCUGCUGAGCUACCUCCAUCCCGAGGGGCUCACGUCCCACGGGAAGGUGGUGAAGCCGGUGCUCAAGGAGAGAUUCAAGAAUUUCAACGCCAUGUUUGAUGAGAUAAGCAGGACGCAGACCACUUGGGUUGUCUGCGACGAUCAGCUGCAGUCGGAGCUUAGGGUUUCCAUAUCGAACAUGGUGGUGCCCGCCUACCGCUCCUUUCUCGGGAGGUACGGCCAGGUGUUUACGCCGGGGAGGCAAACGGAGAAGUAUGUUAAGUUUCAAGGAGAGGAGAUUGAGGAUUCCAUUGAGGAGCUCUUUGAUGGAAAGAAGUGAUUCCGACUUUAAACAAGCUAAGAUGAGUCCAACAUGUGUAGUAGUGACCCAUGGAGGAGGAGAAUGAACAAACAACAUAUAUGAGGAUGGAGGAUGAAAAUAUCUUCAUGUAUCACUUAGCUAGUGCUUUAACAUAUGUUUAAUUAGUUGUUGAGUAAGAUAGAUAGAAAUAUUGUGAUUGUGGAUAUGAAUGUACUUGUUUGAUUGAUGCAAUAAUGCAAUCGGCCGUAUGUGAAUCUUUGAAAAUGAA